This is a messenger RNA of Apodemus sylvaticus (European woodmouse), 516 nucleotides long. It is a transcript of the gene Chtf8, whose product is annotated as chromosome transmission fidelity factor 8. The transcript has 4 exons. The record is from RefSeq and is a predicted model, not a curated record. The coding region runs from base 151 to 516 and encodes 121 amino acids. Gene Ontology annotation, cellular component: Ctf18 RFC-like complex. Gene Ontology annotation, biological process: mitotic sister chromatid cohesion. NCBI's taxonomy places the organism in Eukaryota, Metazoa, Chordata, Mammalia, Rodentia, Muridae.
CUAGGCGGCGCGAGGCCGGAAGUGCGCAGGCAAUGCUCGCGGCGGCGGCGACGGCGGCGGGAGGUUCGGUUGUCGCCCGUUGGCCGCGCGGCGCCGCGCUCGGCGGCCGCCAUUGCAGUUUUUCAGUUGCUUUUUAAAGAAGGAAGGCUCAUGGUGCAGAUUGUCAUCUCCAGUACGGGGGCUGAAGGCCUGGCAGAAUGGGUGCUGAUGGAGCUCCAGGGGGAGAUCGAGGCUCGCUACAGCACCGGAUUAGCUGGAAACCUCCUGGGGGACCUCCAUUACACCACUGAGGGAAUCCCUGUGCUGAUCGUGGGGCAUCAUAUCCUGUAUGGGAAAGUCAUCCACCUGGAGAAACCUUUUGCAGUCCUUGUCAAACACACUCCUGGGAAGCAGGACUGUGAUGAGCUUGGUCGAGAGACUGGCACCCAGUACAUGGUGACAGCACUCAUCAAAAACAAGAUCCUUUUCAAAACUCGCCCCAAGCCUAUUAUCACCAACGUCCCCAAGAAAGUAUGA